Nematolebias whitei (Rio pearlfish) is the source of this 1272-nucleotide messenger RNA. RefSeq names its product SIL1 nucleotide exchange factor (gene sil1). NCBI's taxonomy places the organism in Eukaryota, Metazoa, Chordata, Actinopteri, Cyprinodontiformes, Rivulidae. The record is from RefSeq and is a predicted model, not a curated record.
CAGUCUGUUGGAGGCUUGAUUGUGGUGGAAAACACAGAGAGAGGAGAAGAAGGAGAUGAUGAAGAGGAGGAGAUGACUGUGGACACUGAAGAUGCUGAAGAUUUUGAGGUGAUCCUACCUAACGAGCAGUGGCAGACACUCAGACCAGGCCAGGCCAUACCUGCAGGUUCUCAUGUGAGGCUGAAUCUACAGACGGGUGAGAGGGAGGUGAAGCUUGGAGAAGAACAGCUCAAAUACUGGCGUCAGAAGCACAUAGAGAACAAAUACAGCGCUGAUGAACUGAAGAAAGCCAUGAAGAAGAUCAAGGAGGAUCUGAACCCUCAGGGAUCUGUGAGGUCCAUGUUUCGUCCCCUGGAGGAGCUAAAGAAGGACAUGGCUCAAUUGGACCUACAGGUGGAGACAGAUGUUCAGAUAAUGAGGCGCCUGUUGGAUCAGUUCAGCAGCGCCCACACAGCUACAGAGCAGAGGCUGAGCAUCCUGCAGGAGCUGGAGUACAUGGUUCAUCAGGUGGAUAAUGCUCAGACACUGUGCUCGAUGGGAGGUCUUCGCUUUAUCCUCAGAGCUCUGAACAGUUCUGAUGUCCAGCUGCAGGAGAACUCUGCCUUGGUUCUGGGGUCGGCUGUUUCCAGUAACCCUGUGGUCCAGGUCAAAGCUGUGGAGGAAGGAGCUCUGCAAACUCUUCUUACAACUCUGGCUACAACUCAAUUACUCAGCGUUAAAAAGAAGGUCCUGUUUGCUGUGGCCUCUCUUCUACGCCACUUCCCUUUUGCACAGCAGCACUUCCUGUCCCACGGAGGACUGCAGGUUUUAUCAGAGCUGUUUGAGACAGAUGGAGGAGGAGUUCUGCGCUCACGCAUUGUUACCAUGUUACAUGAUAUGAUCAGUGAAAAGGAGCUGAUCUCUCAGGCAGGCCCAGACCCGGGUCAGGACCCGUCCCACAAGGAGCGAGUGCGUCAGUACUCAGAGAUGUCCUUGCAGGGCAUGCUGUUGGAGAAAGGUUGGUGUCGUCUGGUUCCCCAGCUGCUGCAGUCCAGUGAGCACGACUACAGGGAGAAGGCUCUGCAGGCUCUGUUGGCCAUGACUUCCAUGUGUUUGGAUCAGUACCGCUCAGACAGCUCCCUGCUGGGCUUGCUGGACUCUCUCAGAGUCCAGUAUGCAGAAAUGAUCCAGUCUGAAAGGGUUUCUGGAGAGGAGGACACCUACUUCACAGAGCUUCUGGGACUGAUAGACACUCUGCAGGUGAAAAUGAAAUGAGCAGAGGAUGGACGAUGA